AUGGUGCGGAAGCAGAUGAUCCUCCCUCUGACCUAUUCACUAGUAGCCUACCACUACGUCACUGGGCGACCGGGACCAGUCGGAAUUCAAGGUCCAACAGGUCCACAGGGAUCUGCCGGCCCUAGUGGUUUAGCAGGGUUGAGAGGAGAGAGAGGCUCCCCAGGCCCUCUGGGACCAUACGGACCAAAAGGAGAUAAGGGUCCCAUGGGAGUUCCUGGCUUUCUCGGCAUCAAUGGGAUUCCGGGCCACCCCGGACAGCCAGGGCCCAGGGGCCCACCUGGCCUGGAUGGCUGUAAUGGCACGCAAGGAGCUGUUGGAUAUCCGGGCCCUGAUGGCUAUCCUGGGCUUCUCGGACCACCCGGGCUUCCUGGUCAGAAAGGCUUUAAAGGUGAACCUGUCCUCACCCAAGGUACUUUCAAAGGAAUGAAGGGGGAGCCUGGGCUGCCUGGACUGGAUGGAAUAACUGGCCCACCAGGAGCACCCGGGUCCCCAGGAGCUGUAGGACUCAUGGGGCCACCAGGAUUGCAAGGUCCUCCAGGCCCCCCCGGCUUCCCUGGUCCUGAUGGGAAUAUGGGGUUAGGUUUCCAAGGAGAGAAAGGAGUCAAGGGAGAUGUUGGCCUCCCAGGCCCUGCAGGACCCCCACCAUCUACCGGGGAGCUGGAAUUUAUGGGAUUUCCCAAAGGGAAGAAAGGAUCCAAGGGUGAACCAGGGCUUCCGGGUUUCCCAGGAAUAAGUGGCCCUCCAGGUCUCCCGGGAUUUGGAACUGCUGGAGAAAAGGGAGAAAAGGGAAUCCCUGGUUUGCCAGGACCUAGGGGUCCAAUGGGUUUAGAAGGACGCCAAGGCCCUCCAGGGAGUCAGGGCAAGAAGGGGUCCUCAGGUUUCCCUGGGCUUAAUGGAUUCCCAGGAAUUAAGGGUGAAAAGGGUGGCAUUGGCCUGCCAGGCCCAGAUGUUUUCAUCGAUACAGAUGGCGCUGUGAUCUCAGGUUAUCCUGGAGACCCCGGGAUGCCAGGCCUCCCAGGACUUAAAGGAGACGAAGGUAUCCAGGGCCUGCCUGGCCCUUCUGGCAUCCCUGGCUUACUGGCUUUACCAGGUAUCCCCGGUGCCCUAGGGCCCCAAGGAGUUCCAGGUCUGAAGGGGGACCGAGGAAACCCAGGCCGCACCACAGUUGGGACAGCUGGUCCCCCUGGCAGAGACGGUUUGCCAGGCCUGCCCGGCCUACCGGGCCCACCUGGUCCAGCAUUUGAGACUGGAACCCUACAGAAUGCAGAGCCAGGCUUCCCUGGUCUCCGAGGAGAACGAGGUCCAAAAGGAAACCCAGGCCUCAAAGGAAUGAAAGGGGACUUGGGCUUUUGUGCCUGUGACGGUGGUGUCCCAAACACCGGACCACCUGGGGAGCCAGGCCUGCCUGGGCCACCUGGCCUCAUAGGCCUUCCAGGCCUUAAAGGAACCAGAGGAGAUCCAGGCUCUGGGGGUGCACAGGGCCCAUCAGGGACUCCAGGUUUAUUUGGGCCUCCUGGUCCUGCGGGCCCCAAAGGAGAGAAAGGGGAACCAACUCUCAGUUCAGGAUCAGGGGUGCCGGGGCAGCAGGGUGAUCCUGGCCCCCAGGGGCUCCCUGGGGAGACCGGAGCCCCAGGCAAGGAAGGAAUACCAGGUUUGCCAGGUCUGCCAGGCCUCCCGGGUGACGGUGGACAGGGCUUCCCAGGUGAAAAGGGGUUACCAGGACUUCCUGGUGAAAAGGGCCACAGUGGUCCAACCGGCCCCCCAGGAAUUGGGCUGCCGGGCUCUCCUGGACCUCGUGGGCUUCCUGGAGAUCAAGGAAUUGAUGGAUCACCAGGGCAACAAGGCCUCCCUGGGCUUCCCGGUGAUUGCUGCUGCAGGGAGAGCGUUGGUAAAGGACACUUAGUCACAGAGGGAGGCAUCACCUUGCCGUGUAUAAUUCCUGGGUCCUAUGGUCCAUCAGGCUUACCAGGAGCUCCCGGAUUCCCAGGCCCUAAAGGGGCCCGUGGCCUCCCUGGGACCCCAGGCCAGCCUGGACUGCGUGGAAAUAAAGGAGAGCCUGGAAGUCCAGGAUUGGUUCAACUUCCUGAAUUGCCAGGAUUUCCUGGACCUCGUGGGGAGAAGGGCUUGCCUGGGUUUCCUGGGUUCCCUGGGAAAGAUGGCUUGCCCGGGGAACUUGGCAGUCCAGGUUUACCCGGUUCCAAGGGAGCCCCUGGUGACAUCUUUGGUGCUGAGGAUGGUGCUCCGGGGCAGCAAGGCCUACAGGGAUUGCCAGGGGACAGAGGAUUUCCUGGAGACUCUGGCUUUCCGGGACCCAAGGGUUUGCUUGGGAAGUCGGGCCUGUUAGGCCCCAAAGGUGAACGGGGCAGCCCUGGCACACCGGGCCACGUGGGACAGCCAGGGCCCCCUGGGCCUGAUGGUCUAUUUGGCGUCAAGGGCAAACCCGGGCUCCCGGGUGCACCAGGCUUUCCGGGCCCUUCAGGACAUCCUGGAAAGAAAGGUGUAAGAGGCGAGACAGGUCCCCCUUCAUCAGCUGGAAAGAGAGGCCUGCCGGGGCUGAAAGGCCUUCCGGGAUCUCCAGGGCUGGUUGGCUUCUUGGGGAGCUCAGGCUUGCCAGGGAACACUGGGUUGCCAGGCCUGCCAGGUCUGAAGGGUGAGAAGGGGUCUGUUGGACUGGCUGGUUUCCCGGGGAUGCCUGGUCUCCCAGGUAUUCCUGGCGCAAGUGGAUUAAAGGGCAUUUCUGGGUCAGCCGGAAGAGCGGGACCAUCUGGACGGGCCGGUGGUGCAGGUGGAAAAGGAGACAGAGGCGACCCAGGGCCAGCUGGAAUACCCAGCCCAAGACCGCCCACACUGAACAUUCGAUUCAAAGGAGACAAAGGCUCGAGAGGCUCAGCUGGAUCCACCGGAUUUCCUGGGCCCAGAGGUGACAAAGGAGAGGUUGGCCCCCCGGGGCCACCAGGAUUGCCUGGAGCUCCCGGCUUCCCCAGUACCAUCAAGGGACUCAUUGGGAGAGCAGGCCUCCCUGGCUCCGCAGGACAACGGGGCUUACCUGGCCUGAAGGGGUCCCCUGGAAUCACAGGUUUCCCAGGAAUACCAGGGGAAAGCGGUUCAAAGGGUCUCAAUGGAACUCCCGGACUCCCAGGAACAUCUGGUCUCCCAGGUUCAAAAGGAGAUCAAGGUCAGACACUUGGAAUUUCCGGUAGCCCAGGACCCAAGGGACAACCUGGGGAGUCUGGUUUUAAAGGCGAGAAAGGAACAGAUGGAUUCGGUGGUGAUGUGGGUUUCCCAGGAAGCAAAGGUGAAGAUGGGAAUGUUGGUAUUUCUGGAGAUGUUGGCCUUCCCGGCUCCCCAGGACUCCCCGGGAUUGCAGGCAUGAGAGGAAAUCCAGGGUUUCCGGGUUCUCCAGGCCAUCCAGGGGCAACUGGGCCCCUGGGACCUUCUGGCCUAAUGGGAAGCAAAGGUUUCCCUGGACUUCCUGGUUUACAUGGACUGAAUGGGCUUCCAGGAACCAAGGGAACCCAUGGAACUCCAGGACCUAGUAUAACCGGCGUGCCUGGGCCAGCUGGCCUGCCCGGUCCCAAAGGGGAAAGAGGUUCUCCAGGAACUGGCCUCGGUACCCCAGGGAAGCCAGGCGUGAAAGGACAAAAAGGUGGCCGAGGUUUCCCAGGUCUCCAGGGCCCUGCUGGUCUGCCCGGUGCCCCAGGCCUCUCCUUGCCCUCAGUCAUAGCGGGACAGCCUGGCGACCCUGGGCGACCAGGCCUAGAUGGAGAGCGAGGCCGCCCAGGCUCCCCGGGGCCCCCGGGGCCCCCUGGGCCGUCCUCCGAUCAAGGUGACCCUGGAGACCCCGGCUUCCCUGGAGUUCCUGGCCCUCAAGGGUCCAAGGGAGACCAAGGAAUUCCAGGUUUCUCCGGCCUCCCUGGAGAGCUAGGACUGAAAGGCGUGAGAGGUGAGCCUGGCUUCAUGGGGAUUCCAGGCAAGGUUGGGCCACCCGGAGACCCAGGACUUCCCGGAAUGAAGGGGAAGGCAGGGCCCAGAGGCUUUUCUGGACCCCGAGGUGCUCCUGGACAAACACCAAUUGCAGAAGCUGUCCAGGUUCCCCCUGGACCCAUGGGUCUACCGGGCAUUGAUGGCAUCCCUGGUCUUACGGGAGACCCUGGGGUUCAAGGCCCUGUAGGCCUCCAAGGCUCCAAAGGUUUCCCUGGCAUCCCUGGCAAAAAUGGUCUCAACGGACUCCCCGGCCCGCCUGGGGCUCUUGGUGACCCUGGUCUCCCCGGACUGCAAGGCCCUCCAGGAUUUGAAGGUGCUCCAGGGAAGAAGGGUCCCUUCGGGAGGGCUGGAGUGCCUGGGCAGAGCGUGAGAGUGGGGUACACGUUGGUGAAGCACAGCCAGUCGGAACAGGUGCCCCUGUGCCCCGUCGGGACGAGCCGGCUGUGGGUGGGCUACAGCUUGCUGUUCGUGGAGGGGCAGGAGAAAGCCCACAACCAGGACCUGGGCUUUGCUGGCUCCUGCCUGCCCCGCUUCAGCACCAUGCCCUUCAUCUACUGCAACGUCGACGAAGUGUGCCACUACGCCGGGCGCAACGAUAAAUCCUACUGGCUCUCCACCACUGCCCCCAUUCCCAUGAUGCCCGUCGGCCAGGCCCAGAUCCCCCAGUACAUCAGCCGCUGUUCUGUGUGCGAGGCGCCCUCGCAGGCCAUCGCCGUGCACAGCCAGGACGUCACCAUCCCGCCGUGCCCCCCGGGCUGGCGCAGCCUCUGGAUCGGAUACUCCUUCCUCAUGCACACUGCGGCGGGCGCCGAGGGCGGCGGCCAGGCCCUGGUCUCCCCGGGCUCCUGCCUGGAGGAUUUCCGAGCCACUCCUUUCAUCGAGUGCAGUGGGGCCCGGGGCACCUGCCACUACUUUGCCAACAAGUACAGUUUCUGGCUGACGGCGGUGGAAGAGAGGCAGCAGUUUAGGGAGGAACCGGUAUCUGAAACGCUCAAGGCCGGGCGGCUCCACACCCGGGUCAGCCGCUGCCAGGUGUGUAUGAAAAGCCUGUAG
Callorhinus ursinus (northern fur seal) is the source of this 5037-nucleotide messenger RNA. The record is from RefSeq and is a predicted model, not a curated record. NCBI's taxonomy places the organism in Eukaryota, Metazoa, Chordata, Mammalia, Carnivora, Otariidae.